AGCCGGCGGGCCCCGCGGUGGCAGCUGGUAGAGUCAGAAGUUUGGUGGCGGCGACACCAGGGGAGCAGCGAGAGCUGAGCGGCGGCGCCAAGGCCCAUGCAGGACUCGGAGAACGUGGCGGUGCCCGAAGCGGCUGAGCAGCGGGCUGAGCCGGAGCAGCAGGCCGCCGAGGAGGAACCGGAGCGGCCUGCGGGGCCCGGGGCCCAGGAGGCGGCGGCGGCCGCCUCCGUUCUCGUGCCCGAGGAGAAGGAGGAAAAGGACGUCGCUGCGGCGAGGGUGGCCAAGCCUGGGCCGGAGCCCGAGGCAAUCGCGAAACCUCUAGCAGUAGAGAGGACUUCCGGCGCACCGGCUCCGGCCGGGUUGCCGCCGUCGUUGUCCCCACCUCCGGGGGAGCCGCAGCCGCCCGAGAAGGUUUCCGAGCCCAAAGCGGAGCCCCCGGCGGCUAAGGAGGAGAAGCGGGAGGAGAAGGAGAAGGCGGAGGACCGAGGAGGGAAAGAGGAGGAGGAGGAGAAAGAGAAAGAGGAGGCCGGGGGCGAGAAGGAAGACCAGGGCAAGGAGGCCGAGGCCGAGCCCAGGCGCCUGGAGAAUGGCAACGAGGAGGACGAGAUCUCCUUCAGCGACCCCGAGGGCUUCGUGGACGACAUCAGCGAGGACGAAUUGCUGGGAGAUGUGCUCAAAGAUAGACCACAGGAAGCUGAUGGAAUUGAUUCCGUAAUAGUGGUGGACAAUGUUCCUCAGGUAGGACCUGAUCGUCUUGAGAAACUAAAGAAUGUCAUCCACAAGAUUUUUUCCAAGUUUGGGAAAAUAACCAAUGAUUAUUACCCAGAAGAAGAUGGAAAAACUAAAGGUUAUAUUUUCCUGGAGUAUGUCUCCCCUGCUCAUGCCCUGGAUGCUGUUAAAAAUGCUGAUGGCUACAAGCUUGACAAGCAGCAUACAUUCAGAGUAAACCUUUUUACUGACUUCGACAAAUACAUGACAAUCAGUGAUGAAUGGGACAUUCCAGAAAAGCAGCCCUUCAAAGACUUGGGAAAUCUCCGCUAUUGGCUGGAGGAGGCUGAGUGCAGAGAUCAGUACAGUGUCAUCUUUGAAUCCGGGGAUCGUACAUCCAUAUUCUGGAAUGAUGUGAAGGAUCCAGUCUCCAUCGAAGAAAGAGCGAGAUGGACAGAAACCUAUGUGCGCUGGUCUCCCAAGGGCACCUACUUGGCUACAUUCCAUCAAAGAGGAAUUGCUUUAUGGGGGGGAGAAAAAUUCAAACAAAUUCAACGAUUCAGCCACCAGGGGGUGCAGCUUAUUGACUUCUCACCUUGUGAAAGGUAUCUUGUGACCUUCAGCCCUCUGAUGGAUACACAGGAUGACCCUCAGGCUAUAAUCAUAUGGGACAUCCUCACAGGACAGAAGAAACGAGGAUUUCACUGUGAAAGCUCUGCUCAUUGGCCCAUUUUUAAGUGGAGUCAUGAUGGCAAGUUUUUUGCCCGAAUGACAGUAGAUACUCUCAGCAUCUAUGAGACUCCGUCUAUGGGUCUUUUGGAUAAGAAGAGUUUGAAAAUCCCUGGAAUUAAGGACUUUUCUUGGUCACCUGGUGGUAACAUAAUUGCGUUUUGGGUGCCAGAAGAUAAGGACAUUCCUGCCAGGGUGACCUUGAUGCAACUCCCCACCAGACAAGAAAUCAGAGUUAGAAAUCUGUUUAAUGUUGUUGACUGCAAGCUACACUGGCAAAAGAAUGGAGAUUACUUGUGUGUCAAAGUAGACAGAACUCCAAAAGGUACCCAGGGUGUAGUAACCAACUUUGAAAUCUUCCGUAUGAGAGAGAAACAGGUGCCUGUCGAUGUAGUAGAAAUGAAAGAAAGCAUAAUAGCCUUUGCUUGGGAACCAAAUGGAAGUAAGUUUGCUGUUCUACACGGUGAAGCUCCUCGAAUAUCAGUUUCCUUCUACCAUGUGAAAAACAAUGGAAAGAUUGAACUUAUCAAAAUGUUUGAUAAGCAGCAGGCAAACACAAUCUUUUGGAGUCCCCAGGGUCAAUUUGUUGUUCUCGCUGGUCUGAGGAGCAUGAAUGGUGCCCUGGCAUUUGUUGAUACAUCAGAUUGUACCAUGAUGAACAUUGCAGAACACUACAUGGCUUCUGAUGUUGAGUGGGAUCCUACGGGCCGUUAUGUUGUAACUUCUGUGUCCUGGUGGAGCCACAAGGUGGAUAAUGCCUACUGGCUAUGGACCUUCCAAGGACGUCUCCUUCAAAAGAAUAACAAAGAUCGUUUCUGCCAGUUGCUGUGGAGGCCUCGGCCCCCAACUCUACUCAGCCAGGAUCAGAUAAAGCAAAUUAAAAAGGAUCUGAAGAGAUACUCCAAGAUUUUUGAACAGAAAGAUCGUUUGAGCCAGUCCAAAGCCUCAAAGGAAUUGGUAGAGAGGAGACGUACAAUGAUGGAAGAUUUUAGGAAAUAUCGAAAAAUGGCCCAAGAACUUUAUAUGGAACAGAAAAAUGAGCGUCUGGAAUUAAGAGGAGGUGUAGACACUGAUGAACUAGAUAGCAAUGUAGAUGAUUGGGAAGAAGAGACAAUUGAAUUUUUUGUCACUGAAGAAAUUAUUCCCCUUGGAAAUCAGGAGUAAUUUGAUAGAGUUCUGCAUUGCCAUAUAUUGUGCCAGGAGUGGAGUUCAUCCUUUUGCAGAAAGCCUACACAGCUUCUGAGUUAUUUGUGUUUUCUCUUGCUGUCUGGACAGUGAAUACACCUGGAUCCUUCCAUUCUGACACAUUUUGUGCCUUUAAACCCCAGUGUCUGCAUUGUGGGAGGUUUUAAGGCACUGCUUUUAAAUUCUUACUUUUGGGGGAUUUUUUAAAAAUCCAAAACUACCAGUAUUUGCUACUUGGACUUUUAUGCAGGGCUGCUGGCAGGUAACUUUUGAUUACUGCUCCCAGUAGCAUUUCUUAAGUGUAUCAUCCCCACAAUCACACAAUGUUGCCAUUCAAGGACUCUCUUUAUAUCCCAAGUGCAUGGACUGGUGUUCUUUUUGUCCCAGAAAAAAUCUGCAGGAAAACAGUGUAUCAUUCAUGUUUUAGUGUGCUGAAGCAGCACUAUAGUGGGCUGUACCCUCCACCCUUCAGAUUGUGAUAGGGUUUCUCAACAGGUUGAACAUGGAAAUAAAAAGCAGACCUAUGUUAAAAAGCCGUCUUUCUCAUCUCUUUUAAACCUAGAAAACUACCUAAAAUUUACUUUUUUCUCCCACAAUCUGUUUGGAAAUGGAAAAUCUGUUUCCAAGGCAGAACUGUAUUAGUGUAUAUCCUUCUGAUUCUAUUUUUUAUGCUUCAUUUAAAGGAGUAUUCUACUUACUUGAGUGAUGAAACAACAUAGAAAUUAUGUACACUAGUUGAGAGCUCUGCAGAAAGUGUUAGAGCACUACGAGUCCUAAAAUUCAUGUCAUCUCACUUGAUGUGCUCCUUACACUCGGCCUCAGAGACACAUGGGAACUUGCCUUGAUUGAGGUUUCAUCUUAGGAUUAUGGUCUUCCCUUUGAAUAUUUUAAAUGCCACAUUCAUUCUCAAGGGGUAGUAUGCAAACCCUCAUGCUCAUAUUCUUGUUUCAUUUUUAAAUUGCCUUACUAAACCCACUGUGAUUCUCUCCUUGUCCUUUGACUCUCUCUUUGACUCCUAUCAGAAAUCAGGGUUCAAGGGUUCUAAAAGGCCAUACUUGCACUGAGUCAUCUUUGUAGUUCAGCUCAGUUCAUACCAGAGAAACAAAGUUGUGGGUUCACCAAGAACUAACUUUUAUGUGGCGGAAUGCAAAGGCAAAACAUCCUUGAAGCCAAAUCUUUUGGGAUUGGAAGACAUUCUGGGGGUGUCAUAAUGAGCAAAUUUUCUAGUUUUUGCCAGCUGCCCUUAACUCCUAAGGCGACCAGUAACGUUUGAUACCACUUUGUAUACAAAAGAAAGCAGUAAUAUUGGGUUGCUUUCAAGCUGUUCUUCCCCCACUUCCCUUCUGAUCCACUACUUAAAUACUUAAAUAAAUAAGCCUUUUAAACA
Molecule: messenger RNA, 4009 nt
Organism: Vombatus ursinus (common wombat)
Lineage: Eukaryota; Metazoa; Chordata; Mammalia; Diprotodontia; Vombatidae
Gene: EIF3B
Product: eukaryotic translation initiation factor 3 subunit B
Exons: 19
Coding region: 97-2601 (834 amino acids)
Biological process (GO): translational initiation
Cellular component (GO): eukaryotic translation initiation factor 3 complex
Molecular function (GO): RNA binding; translation initiation factor binding; translation initiation factor activity
Source: RefSeq, a predicted model, not a curated record